Molecule: messenger RNA, 3953 nt
Organism: Ictalurus punctatus (channel catfish)
Lineage: Eukaryota; Metazoa; Chordata; Actinopteri; Siluriformes; Ictaluridae
Gene: ano1a
Product: anoctamin 1, calcium activated chloride channel a
Exons: 25
Coding region: 246-3038 (930 amino acids)
Biological process (GO): chloride transmembrane transport
Cellular component (GO): plasma membrane
Molecular function (GO): chloride channel activity; protein dimerization activity
Source: RefSeq, a predicted model, not a curated record
UUUUCGGGUUUCAUUUCGUGUGUUCACGUUGAGUCAUUUUUUUUUUUUAAGCAAAAGUAGCCAUUACAUCUGGCGCGUUUGAACAUCUGGUGCACAAUUCAGCCUUGUUUGGUGUCAGGGUGCAGUUUUGCAUUUCCGUUAAUAAACAGGAGGGCGUGUUUUAAGCGACCUGUACAACAGGUGAAACGUGCUUGGUUCAGAGCAGCACAGAGGAACAGCUCUCUGAGCUGGGAGAGGAGGCCGAAAUGUGGCGGAACGACACGUACGAUUCUGUCGCGUCGAAGGACAAAGAAUUCAAUGUACGGGGUUCCAAAAGCACCGGGGACAUUGGAUAUGCUGAAGAUGAUUCUAUACUUCUGAACAGUCAAAGUUCGAACAAGGUGCCUCAGCACUCCAACCUAGGGCCGUAUUUCCAGGACGGCCAGAGGCGCAUCGAUUACAUCCUAACCUACAAUGCAGAAAGCUUCCAGCGCACCCGCCACCACUCCUCUAGCACCUUCAAGGGCUUGAAAAAUGGCCUGUGCUGCAUGGGGAAACAGAAAAGGGCCGAAUCCAUCAAGCACGACCUCGAGAGCGCCAGUAAUGCGCACAUCCACAGAGAGGAGUUUGAACAGAAGCUUAUGGACAUGGGACUUGAGCUGGAGAAGGAGGAAGAUGCUAAAAUUCCAGAAGUGGGCUUCCUGAAGAUCCAUGCACCUUGGCACGUUCUCUGUCGAGAAGCAGAGUUCAUGAAGCUCAAGAUGCCCACCAAAAAAAAAUAUCAGGUCAGUCAAGGAAGUAAUGGUAUACGAGCAGUGAACGCAUUUAUCCAAAGACUGUCUGCACCACUGACUCCCAAAGUCGAGGAGAAGUCCCCCCAGAGUGAGAAGCACAUAUGUUAUCCAUUCUCCAGGGAAAAACAGCACUUGUUUGAUCUUUCAGAUAGAGAUUCCUUCUUCGACAGUAAAAUUCGUGCCUCAAUCGUAUGCGAGAUCAUAAAACGAAUAAAGUGCAUAGGAGUGAAGGAUAUCAUGGGCAUUAACACGCUCAUUGCUCAUGGAGUUUACACAUCAGCCUACACUCUACAUGAUGGAGACAUUGAGGGAGUUGAUGCUGAACCAAACGAUAGAAAGGUGUUAUACGAGCAGUGGGCGAGAUUCAGCCUCUUCUAUAUGUACCAGCCCACCGGACUGAUCAGGAAGUAUUUUGGAGAAAAAAUCGGCUUGUACUUUGCCUGGUUAGGUGUGUACACUCAAAUGCUGAUCCCAGCCUCAGUCAUCGGUGUCAUUGUCUUCUUGUAUGGCUGUAUCACUGUGGAUUCUGACAUUCCCAGUAUGGAGAUCUGUGAUGAAAGGAACAACAUCACCAUGUGUCCGCUGUGCGAUCGCGCAUGCAGCUACUGGAAGCUCGUCGAGGCUUGCGGCACUGCCAGGGCCAGCCACCUGUUCGACAACAUGGCCACCGUCUUCUUCUCCAUCUUUAUGGCGCUCUGGGCCACAAUGUUCAUGGAGCAUUGGAAGAGGAGACAGAUGAGGCUUAAUUACAUCUGGGACAUGACGGGCUUUGACGAGGAGGAGAGCCAACCGCGACCAGAGUAUGAGUUCCAUGUCAGGCAGAAGAGGCUGAAGAAAGAGAAAAGUAGCGAUGAAGGUCUAAAGCAUGGAAAACACAAGCUGACAUGCAAAGACAGGCUGCCAGCUUACAUGACCAUCCUUAUCAUGAUGCUCUUCUUGGUUUGCGUGACCUUCACCAUCGUGUUUGGAGUGAUCCUCUACAGGAUUUCUAUCAAGACAGCUCUACACAUGAGCUCCUCCUCCCCCUUUCGUUCAAACAUUCGGGCCACGGUGAAAACCACGGCAGCUGUCAUCAACCUCAUCAUCAUCAUCAUCAUGGACGAGAUCUAUGGAAUGGUGGCACGUUGGCUCACUUCUCUGGAGGUGCCAAAAACAGACAAAAGCUUUGAGGAGAGGCUGAUUUUCAAGACUUUCAUCCUGAAGUUUGCCAACGCCUUCACUCCAAUCGUCUACCUGGCUUUCUUCAGAGGCAGGCUCAUUGGCCGGCCAGGCAACUAUUUGUACGUUGUCGGGAAUUACCGAAUGGAGGAGUGUGCUCACGCUGGCUGCCUGAUGGAGCUGUGUAUUCAGCUGUGCAUCACCAUGCUUGGCAAGCAGCUUAUCCAGAACAAUCUGUUUGAGCUUGGCAUUCCUAAAAUAAAGAAACUUCUUCGCCGUCGUAAGUCAAAGAGAGACGCUAAACAAGAAGAGGAGUUUUUCAAAACCCUGGCCCGACAUGAGAAAGACCACUUCCUCGACCCCUAUGUUGGCCUUAAUCCAGAGUAUAUGGAGAUGAUGAUCCAGUUUGGAAUGGUGACCUUGUUUGUAGCCUCCUUCCCUCUGGCUCCUCUGUUUGCGCUCCUGAACAACGUUAUUGAGAUCCGCCUCGACGCCAAGAAAUUUGUCUCGGAGUACAGACGGCCCAUUGCUGCUAAGGCUAAAGAUAUCGGCAUCUGGUACACCCUUCUGAGAGGACUGAGCAAAGUGGCAGUCAUAGUGAACGCGUUUGUGAUCUCCUUCACAUCUGAUUUCAUCCCCCGACUGGUUUAUCAGUACGUGUACAGUCCUGACGGAACGUUGCACGGCUUCGUCAACCACUCCCUCUCCUAUUUCAACGUCACGGACUUUCAGCCGAACACAGACCCGGUCGAGCCGAUGUUCCUGGGCUACAAAGUGGAAGUUUGCAGGUUUAAGGAUUACAGAGAUUCCCCAUGGUCGGAUACCCCAUAUGAACUGUCGAGAGAAUUCUGGAAUAUUCUGGCAGCACGGCUGGCGUUUGUCAUCGUCUUUCAGAACAUGGUGAUGCUAAUGAGUGACUUUGUGGACUGGCUAAUCCCAGACAUCCCCAAAGAUAUCAGUUUGCAAAUGCACAAGGAGAAGAACCUGGUCGUGGAGCUCUUUAUGAAGGAGGAACAGGGAAAGAGGCAAAUGAGCAAGCGAAAGAGCAACCCCAGUCCGCAGUCACGCUCUCGAACGCCAUUGCAUGUGCAAAUCAACAACCACUAGUCCGUGUGCCCAAGGUGGGAAGAAUACAUCUAUCCUUAAAGCACAUCAGAAGUUUGUACGAAACGAGAUGAGCCGGCUUGUCUGAAAGUGUGAAGGUUACAAUGGUUUAAGGUGAAAUGUUACAUUGGAAGUGCAGCUCGCUGACUGGAGGCAGACGCAGGCACUGAGACUGUCUGGUUGUGAUCACAAGAGAUGUCCCAAGACUACCAUAUACCUUGCAGCUUAGCUUUUCUUUUUGUCUAGGUUACUUUGUAAACAUGUAAACGAAAUGCACAGACAUUUGUUGUUGUUUGUUAUUUUUAAUCAAUAUGCAAAUUAAGGUUUUUACGUAUUUACUGUUUGUGUGUCAUAUGAAAGUUUUCUAUGUAGUCAUUGUUUGUUUGUCUCAGUUGUAGAAAAGCUCACUCGCUUUUAUAUCGAUUUUAUUUAAACCAUACCUCAACAAAUAUCCAAGUUGUCGUUUUGGGGGGUUUUUUUGUGUUUGUUUUUAAAAUCGCAUGUCCUAAUUAUGCCAUUCAAAGUUGUCCGUAAUAAAUGUGUCAUAAAAUCUAACACCAUUAUGUGCAAGGUCAUGCCUCAUAAAGCCACAGGUCUGUAAAUUGAAUGGUAAGUAAACCUGCAGCUUUUUUUCUUUUUGCUAGCAAAUUAUAGUGUUAUUGUAUAAUGCUAAGAAAUAAAGAAUUCUGGCCCCUUAACAUAACUGACUGAUUCUGACUAACAGGAAUAGAUUCUUUUGAUAGCAAACUUGAAAUAUAAUAUAAAUGGCUGCAGUGCAUUAAUAGUUAGUAAAGUAAGAGAAAAUGUAUAUUUUCUUCUUGGUCUUUUUUUUUUUAAAUACAUUUCAGUAGAAGCAUCUGUAAUCUCAUUCAAAGGGUAUAAUAGACUAGAUGGCAUUAAAACAAAUAAUUAGGUGCU